Molecule: messenger RNA, 870 nt
Organism: Drosophila simulans
Lineage: Eukaryota; Metazoa; Arthropoda; Insecta; Diptera; Drosophilidae
Product: transmembrane protein 50A
Exons: 4
Coding region: 106-564 (152 amino acids)
Biological process (GO): protein targeting to vacuole; late endosome to vacuole transport via multivesicular body sorting pathway
Source: RefSeq, a predicted model, not a curated record
GACAAUGAAGAAAACCUGUAUUCACCUGAAGGCAGACAACCCUGUGCGUCAAAACAAGAAGAUUUAAGAGUGGAAUAAAUUGAAUUACGUUUUAAAACCUAAACAAUGGGCGUGUUGGACAAUAUUGCGAUGCACUUCACGGGGGAUGCGUCCAGGAACAGGAACACUUCCAUAAUAGCCGGUCUUCUGUUUUUCGCAGGAUGGUGGGUUCUAAUCGAUGCCAUGUCCAUCGACGGCAAGCACCAGAUUACCACAGGACACGUCUUCAUCGGCAUCUUCGGCACCAUCAGCUUCUGCAUGGUGAACGCAGUGAAGGGAGAACAUAUUUCGGAUGAGAACUCAUCGGAGUCCGGCGCCAGGAUAGCGAAGAUCUGGCUGCUUGUAGGCUUCCUAAUGGGUUUUGCCUCCAUCAUUGCCGCCAUCUGGGUGAUGAUCGACGACUUCAUCAACAAUGAAAAGAAAGAUGGCUGGUUUGGCGUGGCUCUGCUGAUGCAAAACGUCUUCAUCCUGUUCGCCAGUUUGGUCUACAAGUUCGGACGCAACGAGGAAGAGUGGAAUGAGUAAAGCUUCCAUUCAAAAUAUUGCACAAGGGAACGCUGCUUUUAGUAUCUAGACUCAUUACGUACAUAUUCAGGAGUCCAAGGAGUUUAUGCUUGAGGCCGUGGACACCAUCACUCGCAAAGCCUCACCCCACAUUGAAGCGUAAACUGUCCAACUCUGCUACUGUUCAUAUUCGAAAGAAUCGUCAAAGCUGUACGGAUUUCCCUCAUUACUUCCGACAUUCUGCCGCUUUGAAUCGGAAUAGGGCGCAGAGCAGGGCCAAUAAUCUCAUUUAUAUUUAAUAAAAUAAACGACAAGUCACUUGCGUAA